Molecule: messenger RNA, 1295 nt
Organism: Propithecus coquereli (Coquerel's sifaka)
Lineage: Eukaryota; Metazoa; Chordata; Mammalia; Primates; Indriidae
Gene: MORN4
Product: MORN repeat containing 4
Exons: 4
Coding region: 34-474 (146 amino acids)
Source: RefSeq, a predicted model, not a curated record
AGUUUUCAUCCCUUUCUUCUGUGAGCUGUCACCAUGACCCUGACAAAAGGUUCCUUCACAUACUCCAGUGGGGAGGAAUACCGUGGCGAGUGGAAGGAGGGGCGCAGACAUGGUUUUGGUCAACUGAUGUUUGCAGAUGGUGGCACCUACCUGGGUCAUUUUGAGAAUGGACUCUUUAAUGGCUUUGGGGUACUGACCUUCUCAGAUGGCUCAAGGUAUGAGGGGGAGUUUGCCCAGGGCAAGUUUAAUGGCGUUGGAAUCUUCAUUCGACAUGACAACAUGACCUUUGAGGGGGAAUUUAAAAAUGGCAGAGUAGAUGGUUUUGGCCUGCUGACUUUCCCUGACGGCUCUCAUGGAAUACCUCGCAAUGAAGGUCUUUUUGAGAACAACAAGCUGCUGCGGCGUGAGAAGUGCUCUGCGGUUGUCCAGCGGGCCCAGAGUGCCUCCAAGUCAGCCAGAAAUCUCACUGCCUGACAGGGCACUGGGCGCCAGCUGACAAGUAUUGAGUAAAGCCGAUGCUCCUGUUGUUCACUCGAGGUAAACAAAUGAACCAGAUCUGAGAUGAGAUGACAGUGACCGUGGAGCAGAAGCCUGUGAUGCGCUCUACCACCUGCCGAUCGGGGAUUUGAUCAUGGAAAAGUGCUGAGGAUUCUGGCCCAUGGACCCUGCAGCAGUUGUUAGCACUUCUGUCUUUCCCUGACCCUGUGUGCUAGAGGACAGAUGAGCUGCCUUUUCUUACUUGUUGAUACUCUCUGUUCCUAAGACCUUGGGUUACGCAGUGUCUUCUGUAGCCUUCUGCUUCCUUGGGAUAGGCGGAGUCUGCUGUGGCCUUCUGUUAUACUUGCUUUUCUGCCACGUGAUACAGAGUCUUCAUUCUGCCUACAUUUGGGGCAGGUGAUCCUAGCCCCAACUUAGGGCCAGCGCUUGUGCUACCCUGGAGAAAUCAGGAAAAAUAUAAGGGUGGCUUAGACGGUAUAGCAGCCCUGUGAAAGUCAAGGCCAGAGCUUGUCUGUGCCCCUCUUUCACUGCUGCUUGGAAUCAUGGCUCUAGGCUUCCACUUUGUCAUUUGUCUCUUCUUACUGCCCCUGGGAAGAAUUUAGUAAAAGUGCUAUUUCCUUCUCCCUUGACUUUACAAGCUGUCUUCCUUCACUGAGUUAUAGCAGAUAAUCCCUGUUUGUGCCUCUCUCCUUCCUUAGAUAUGGGACAGGAUCCCUUUAUGGGCUAGGCAAGAAAGAAGGUGAUGUAAACAUCAAUCUUAUAACUUGUAUUCAGACUUACUCCAGGGCAAAGGGCAG